GUCUUCUUUCCCGGGCCAAUUCGACCGCCUCAAACAUAUUUAUCAAGCUCCAUGGUAUUUACCUGCAGAGGAACCUUGUAACCACUGCGGUGCAUAUCGUUUUUACGGAGAGUCUGCUGGUUUCUGUUGUGGGAGUGGUCAGGUGUUCCUUCCCAAGACGGUGAUUUGUCCUAUUAUGUGGUUCUUGUUCACUGAUGCAGUAUCGGAGCUAGCGAUUGAGUUUAGACGCAGAGUUAGAUCAUACAAUGGAGCCUUUGCUUUUACUUCUAUUGGUAUGAAGAUCGAUGAGAAUUCAUGGUGGCCGCGGGAUGGUAUAUAUGCAUUAAAGGUUGUGGGGCAGGUUCACCAUUCCAUGAAUCAUGUGGAUGGUUUUCCAGACUUGUCGAAAAUGCUUCAACUUUUUUUCCUCGACACGGCCGAUAAUUUGCCUGAGACAUCAUUGCAGAAAAAGGAUUUCCGCCGGGAUAUUAUGACACUUAUUAUUGAUGUUUUACAAAUCCAUAUGCGUCGUUCUUCAAGCGUUUGCGUACAUGGGAAGACCUUUCUGAUGCCUAUAUUGUUCUUAGAUCUAAUUCGGUUCUAGAUCAGAGAAAUUAUAACCUUCCUACUACCGAUCAGGUCGCAGCUGUUUGGAAAGAUGGGGAUGAGAGUUGUGGUGGAUUAGAACGUGAUAUACGGGUUUUUACCCAGGCUGGUUUGAGUCGUAAAAUCAGGAUUGAAAAAUUGCAUUUGCCCCAUAAAUAUUGUGCAGGAGCCUGUCGGCCUGUAUGUGAUGGACUCAAUGUUGCUGCUGCGACUGAUGUAAAUUCUGCUGACCAUUUGCUACUCCUUGAGGAUGAAGUGCUUCAGCAGAAUAAAAGAAACCGUUCAAAUGUUUCGUGUAGACAAUACUAUUGCUAUAAAGCCCAAAUGCGUGACGGUGAUUACUCGUGCUUACUUCAUGCUGGUAGGUUAGGCCAACAAUAUGUGAUUGAUAUGUAUAUUAAAGUGGAAACUUCACGGUUGGAUUACUAUAGAUCGGAGCAAGUUCAAAAGGAAUUACGGACUGAAUCAUUUCAAGGUAUUGUUGAUAGCCUCCACAUUGAUGGUCACAUAGGGCCCUCUGAUAUUGGCCAAAGGCUCGUGCUUCCAUCUUCUUUUAUUGGUGGUCCAAGAGAUAUGCGAAAACGAUAUGUCAAUGCUAUGGCGCUUGUCCAGAAAUUCGGAAAACCUGAUUUGUUUAUAACCAUGACGUGCAAUCCUGCGUGGAAAGAAAUUACUGAUUUAUUAUUGCCUGGCCAAAAAGCUGAUGAUCGGCCGGACUUGGUUGCUCGAGUUUUUCAAGCAAAGCUACAAGAGCUGAAGGACGAUAUUGUUAAAAAAAAAAUAUUUGGUCCAGUGGCAGCAUAUGUGUAUGCUAUUGAGCAGCAAAAACGUGGUCUUCCACAUUGUCAUUGGGUUAUUAUUUUACAAGAUGGGCAUCAUAUUACUUCUCCAGAGAUGUAUGAUCAAAUUAUCUCCGCAGAACUUCCGAAUGCCUCAAAUCCGUUCUUGCGAGAUUAUGUAGUCAGGCACAUGAUGCAUGGACCGUGUGGUGAGUCGAAUCCUAAAAAUGUGUGCAUGCGCGAUGGUCAAUGCAAAAAUCAUUAUCCAAAGGAUUUUUCUGCUGAAACAGUAAACGGUCCAAAUGGUUAUGCUCUAUACAGGAGAAGAGAUGACGGCGAAAGAGUUCUUGUUAGAAAGGUGCUUCUUGAUAAUAGAAAUGUGGUGCCUUACUGCCCCUACCUUUUAGCAAAGUUUGAUUGCCAUAUUAAUGUGGAAAUAUGUGCUGACAUCAAAUUGGUUAAAUACUUGUAUAAGUAUAUUCACAAAGGACAUGAUAAAAUUGCAUAUAAUGUUGUCCCAGAUGCAUCGUUCGAUGUUCGAGAUGAAAUACAGGCGUAUCAGAACGGCCGUUGGAUAUGUGCUCCUGAGGCCUAUUGGAGGAUAUAUGGUUUCUUGAUGGGUGAAAUGUCACCUCCGGUUGUAGUAAUGCCUGUGCAUUUACCAAAUCAUCAGCCUUUGCGUUUUGGCGUGCAUCAAUCAUUACAACAGGUUUUGCGUAAUCCUUUCUCGUGCAAAACUAUGCUUACUGAAUUUUUUAACGCCAACAGAUGUGAGGAAUCGGCUAUCCGUCUCAGGCUUCUCUACAAAGAGUUUCCUGAAUAUUUUGUGUGGGAGGCAGGGAAGCGAAAAUGGAAGAUUCGUCAAAAACAACAUGUGGUUGGUCGCCUUUGUACGGUUAACCCGUUGGAAGGUGAGCGAUAUUUUGAGCGUUUGCUCCUGCUUAAUGUGCGAUGCCCUACUUCUUUUGAAGACUUAUUAACUUUCAAUGGUCACACAUAUUUUACAUUUCGUGAGGCUGCUACUGCAAGAGGUCUUCUACAAUCUGAUGAAUAUAUAGAUACCUGCUUGGCCGAGGCCUGUUUGUUCCAGACUCCUUCCUCUUUGCGUUUACUGUUUGCGUUACUUCUUGUUUAUGGUGUUACUGGUGAUGUUCAAAUUUUAUGGGAUAAAUAUUUCUCUUCGUUGUCUGGAGAUUUUGCUCAUGGUGGACUACUGACAACUGCUCAGGUUAUUAGGAAGACUGUCUCUGAUAUUGAUUUCGUGUUGAACUCUAUGAAUAGAUCUAUUACUGAUUUUCCAAUCCGUUUUUCUUGUGAAUGUCCACUUGCUGACGAUCGAUUAAGUAUGGACUAUAAAUACGAAUGCUCCAUAGGUGUUUCCGCAGAGGAUAUGAUCUCUAUUGGAUGCCUGAAUACCGAUCAGCAAAGCGCAUUUUCCCAGAUCAUCGCCCAGCUUGAUAUUGGAGGGCAUGGUGUAUUCUUUAUCGAUGGUCCCGGUGGUACUGGCAAGACAUUUUUGUACCGUUCAUUACUUGCAUAUGUUCGCUCGAAAGGCGGUAUUGCUCUCGCCGUUGCAAGUUCAGGUGUAGCUGCAGCAUUGUUGCCUGGUGGGCGAACAGCUCACUCAAGAUUCAAAUUGCCGUUUGAUGUUGAUGAUGUUGAUAUUGGAAAGGUUAGUAAGCAAAGCAGCCUAGCCAGAAUGAUACGGGAGGCUGAACUUAUUAUAUGGGAUGAGGCGCCAAUGGCCAACCGUCAUUCUGUUGAGGCAUUUGAGUUAUUGCUGUCUGAUUUGUGCGAUAGUUCGUUGCCUUUUGGUGGGAAGAUAGUUUUAUUUGGUGGCGAUUUUAGGCAAACAUUGCCAAUAGUUGUAGGUGGUUCAAGAGAUUCGAUGAUUGCUGCAAGUAUGGUGAGUUCUACAUUGUGGCAGGAUAUAAUUUGUCUACGACUAUCUGAGAAUAUGCGUGCUAAAGAGGAUCCUAUUUUCUCAGAAUUUUUGCUUCGAAUUGGUAAUGGAGUUGAGCCUUUUUUGUUCGACGACAAUAUCAAACUUCCGUCCAAUAUGUUAGUCCCGUUCGUUGAUGAGGCUACCUCUUUGGACUGUCUUAUUAAUGAUGUUUACCCUAAUCUCGAUACGUUUGUUCAAAAUCCUCUUUCCUUUAUAAAUAGAGGUCUCCUUACUACAAAAAAUGAUUGUGUUGACGAACUUAAUGAUCUAUUAAUAGAACGAUUCCCUGGUCAGAUGAAGGAAUAUGUGAGCUUUAACAGAACGAACGAUCCACUGCAGCAAGGAGAAUAUGAAGACUUCCUCAGUACUAUUUCACCAAGUGGGCUUCCUCCAAACAUGUUGCGGCUAAAGGAGAAUUGUCCGAUUAUGCUGUUAAGAAACUUAAAUCCAGUACAGGGCCUUUGCAAUGGUACACGUUUGAUUUGUCGAGAGUUGGGGGAAAACUUUAUUCGUGCUGAAAUUGCAGUUGGUGAUUUUAAAGGUGUUACUGUUUUCAUUCCUCGUAUACCUUUAGAAACACCAAGUCAGCUAAAAUGUCCAAUUUCAUUCAAGAGAAUGCAGAUACCAGUCCGUCUCUGUUUUGCAAUGACAAUAAACAAAUCUCAGGGACAAACUUUAGAUUUUGUGGGAAUUUACCUUAAGGAACCUGUAUUCUCUCAUGGGCAGUUGUAUGUCGCGUUGUCAAGGGCAAAGUCUGCUGCUGCUGUUAGGGUUCUUAUCCAUCCAGGUUCAAGAUGCAAGCGUGUAGUCGAUUAUACAAGAAAUAUUGUUUUCCAUGAGAUUUUUAGAUUACUUAAUGGUGUUGACAACACAACGUCUUAAC
Molecule: messenger RNA, 4192 nt
Organism: Erythranthe guttata (spotted monkey flower)
Lineage: Eukaryota; Viridiplantae; Streptophyta; Magnoliopsida; Lamiales; Phrymaceae
Source: RefSeq, a predicted model, not a curated record